CUGUACCUCAGUUCAGACUGCUAAUUCUUUUCCUCUCCUCAUCGUUAGGAAGCACAAGCCAAUAUGGGGCGCCGACCAGCUAGAUGCUAUCGGUAUUGCAAGAACAAACCUUACCCGAAAUCAAGAUUUUGUCGUGGUGUGCCUGACCCGAAAAUUCGUAUUUUUGAUCUUGGAAAGAAGAAAGCCUCUGUAGAGGAUUUUCCAUUAUGCGUGCACUUAGUGUCCGAUGAAUAUGAACAGCUCAGUUCUGAAGCUCUUGAAGCUGGACGUAUCUGUGCGAAUAAGUAUAUGGUCAAAAAUGCUGGAAAAGAUCAAUUCCAUAUUCGUAUGAGACUUCAUCCAUUCCACGUUAUUCGCAUCAACAAAAUGUUAUCAUGUGCUGGAGCUGAUAGGCUCCAAACUGGAAUGAGAGGAGCUUUUGGUAAGCCACAAGGUACAGUAGCUAGAGUACACAUUGGACAACCUAUAAUGAGUGUACGUUCAUCGGACCGUCAUAAGGCUGCUGUUAUCGAAGCAUUGCGUCGUGCGAAGUUCAAGUUCCCCGGCCGUCAAAAGAUUUAUGUUUCCAAAAAAUGGGGAUUCACUAAAUACGACCGAGCUGAAUACGAGGAAUGGAAAUUAGCUGGUCGCCUUGCUCCAGAUGGUUGCAACGUCAAGUAUUUGCCUGAACACGGUCCUCUUGAUGAUUGGAAGAAAUUCAGAAGAAUUCUUGCUACCGCUUAAGCAACAAUUCAGCUUUUGGUCUUCAUUUUGAUUAAACCAAUUUAAAACAGA
This is a messenger RNA of Hylaeus anthracinus, 774 nucleotides long. RefSeq names its product 60S ribosomal protein L10 (gene RpL10). Gene Ontology annotation, cellular component: ribosome; cytosolic large ribosomal subunit. Lineage: Eukaryota; Metazoa; Arthropoda; Insecta; Hymenoptera; Colletidae. Gene Ontology annotation, biological process: translation; ribosomal large subunit assembly. Gene Ontology annotation, molecular function: structural constituent of ribosome. Bases 64 to 723 code for a protein of 219 amino acids. The transcript is spliced from 4 exons. The record is from RefSeq and is a predicted model, not a curated record.